Molecule: messenger RNA, 3556 nt
Organism: Osmia bicornis bicornis
Lineage: Eukaryota; Metazoa; Arthropoda; Insecta; Hymenoptera; Megachilidae
Product: modular serine protease-like
Exons: 9
Coding region: 88-1800 (570 amino acids)
Biological process (GO): proteolysis
Cellular component (GO): membrane
Molecular function (GO): G protein-coupled receptor activity; protein binding; serine-type endopeptidase activity
Source: RefSeq, a predicted model, not a curated record
AGGUUUCACGAUCGUUACCUCUCGGUCGGUCAGUCAUUCGUCGGCUAUCAACCACGAUCGUUAUGCUGUCACAGUGUUAGCGCAGUUAUGAACACGCUAGUUGCACUUACUCUAGCCUUCUCUUUGUCGACUUUAUCGGCAUCGCUGGCAGAUGGUGGUGUGAAAAGAAGUCCGAAACCACCAUGGGCACGUCCGAUGAACAACAAUUACAACGAACAGCCGAAUUACAAUGAGCGCAGAGGUCCACCGGGUGGUAUUCCUCCAGGAUUAUCCGGCAGGGUUCCGCCAGGUUUGAGCGGUGAUGGUCCUCCAGGAAAAAGUCAAGGAAAAGGUCAAGGGAAACCGAAUUCCGGUCGUAAACCUGGAGGUAAACCUUCUUGGUCCGGAGAAUUGAUCGAUGAAAAAGAAAUCAUGAAUUCGAGUCAACAACUAGGGGACAAUGAAGUGUACUGCAAGAAAAACGAGUUCCGUUGUAGAAACGGCGAAUGUUUGCCGAGUACCAUGAGGUGCGACAACAAAUUCGAUUGUCGCGAUUCAAGCGACGAGCUAGACUGCGUUCGAGAAGCGGAAAACGAAACCGGCUGCGCCCUUCCUGAACAACCUGAAGGUGGAAGUUACGAACUAGGUGGUUGCGGUAAACCUUGCCCCAAACGUUCAGGAGAUAAAGUUCCCAGGAACAGCAUUCUGACUUACACCUGUAGACGGAAUUACAUUUUAAACGGAAGCGCCGUUCCCGUUUGCGUUAACGACGCGUGGUACAAUCUGCCUUCCUGUCUCAGAACGUGUCCUUCAUUGAACAGCAACACGGUGAAUAUUUUAUGCACUUACCAAGGAAACGAAGUGUCUUGCAGCGAUCGAAUUAAACCUGGAACAGUGGCGACUUUGUCGUGCAAAUCGUCCUACAAAUUGCCCGUGACGAAUGACCCAGGCUAUCGCACAGUCACUUGUCUCGAAGACGGAUUAUGGGACCGUCGUCUCUUCCGUUGUCUUCCUGAGUGUGGAACACCGGUUUCACAUGGUAAUACUUUGGUCGUGAAUGGAUUCGAAGCCAAAUUAGGCAUAUUUCCAUGGCACGUUGGUAUUUAUAGCAAAGAUAAAGAUGAAUAUGAGCAAAUUUGCGGAGGCACUCUUAUAAGCAACAAUCUAGUUAUAUCAGCCGCUCAUUGUUUCUACGACGAGGUGUACAAUAAAGCCAACGACAAAUCCCAGUACGCAAUAGCAGCCGGCAAGCAUUAUCGUAAUUGGGAUGCCAAUGAACAGUACGCGCAAAAAUCCAUGGUGAAAGAGAUUUUGUUACCGGAAAGGUACAUCGGAGCUAGAGCAAAUUUCGCCCAAGAUAUAGCUUUGAUCAAAUUGAUCACUCCCUUUGAAUUGACCGCACUGGUGCGACCGAUUUGCAUAGACUGGGACAGCGAGUACGAACGGGUGCAGUUGCAAGUGGGUCAAAGCGGCAAGUCUGUUGGUUGGGGUAAAACGAUCAAAGAUAGAUCCAGUGAGACCCUCCAAGAAGUGAACAUGCCCUUCGUGCCCUACGAUCAGUGCCUAUCAGCAGUGCCUGCUGAUUUUCGGGGAUACAUCACGUCUGAUAAAUUUUGUGCUGGACGCUUGAAUGGCUCGAGUCUCUGCGAAGGGGACAGCGGAGGCGGUUUGUGCUUCAAAAUACAUGAAACUUGGUACAUACGAGGUGUAGUCAGCGUCAGUCCAGUGAAGGCCGAUAGAUGUGAUUACCAUUCUUACACGGUAUUCACCUCGACUGACUACUUCCGAGAUUGGAUUCGUGCCGCUUACAUCAAUUCGUAAAUAAAGGCUACUUAAUGACUGUUCUUAAUAUUUCCAUGACAUUGAUCAGUGAUGAACAGCAAUCAACGAUCGGUACAUAUUGUAGAUUAAAUGAGAAAAAAUGUACUGUUUUGAGUAAGCAAACGGAAUACACAUGAAUACCUCGUUAAAUAUAUGUUUACGUAAUAAAUCAUAUAAUCUGUUGGGUAACAGUUAUUAAUCUUGAUCUCGCACAGGUUAUAGUACAAGAAUCACACGAAGGAUAUUUUGAUGAUUCACCAAAAAAUCUGGCUUGAUCUACGGCGAAGCUCGGAUUGAACUGCUUUGCCUUUGGUAUCGGUUUUAUCCAACCGGGAAUCUAAAUUAGCAACAGCAACGAUUCGUUAUUUAUAUCGAAACUUUGAUAUUUACGACGCGAAACCGCCAGAAUGAAAACAAUUUUUUUUAAAUUUAUUCGAGUAGUUCAUAUUUCCCGUAGGAAUUUCCAAACGGUAUCAAGAUUAUUUAUGGCAGUGUUCUAUGACUAUUGUUGAUUUUGUAAAAUCAUGAAUGAUUUUAGUAGACUCUAUUAGUAUGUUAAAAUUGAAUUAUAAUACAUUUUCGUGAUGAUAAGCAGACGGAGAAAAAUGGGAAUUGAAUACAGGAAGUGAUUACAAAAUCCAUUAAGCUGUAAGCUAAUUGCGGCAGUUUAACGCGAUAACAACUAAUUAUUUAAUCAACGCACCCGCGUAAUCGUGGAUGUUGAGCAUCAGUGAAAUACUCGAAUCGAACGGUGUACAGAACGUGUUACACAUUUAUGGGAGUCUGUGUUUACUUUGCAUAACUAUUCAUACGCUUAUGGCUGACGCGUGUUUACACAUUUACGAAUGGGCUUACGACUGUGCAACUAAAGCGAUGGAUCGAUUGUUUAAUAAAAAUUGAUACCCAAUAUUUAAAAAAUUCCUGAGCAACAAUAUCGUGCCGUUAAAAAUGAGCUACCUUUUUUCGAAUGUGCGUUCGCGUUUCCAGGCGAAUGAAAAAUUUCAUUUAAAUAAAAUCGUCCUGAAAUGAACUGAAAUUGCAACGAACGUGUACGCCGGAACAAAAGUUGUUUCGAUUCAAAAAAAAAACUUCAAUUCAGGAAAUAUUUAUGCGGUUAGAAACGAGAUAAAAAUUUGUAUGAUCAAAUUAUGCAACGUAAAAAUUGAAAAUCGUCCAAGACUAUAUUCAUUGUUUAUACGUUAAAUUUCAAUGCCGGAUUUCGUCUGGAAAUUCAUUUCGACGGAAUUUAUAAUGUCUAUCUGAUGGAAUUUCAUUAUCAUACUCGUAUAUUUGGUUCUGCUUGAAAAUCAUCAAUAUGCAAAACGAAAUAAAAAUAUUCCUUGGUUUGUUAGCCAUUUGGUCGAUGUUCGAUGUUUUCGAUGCUUUUGGAGUAACGACAACGAGGAAUCUUUGUUCGCCCGUCGAGAAAAGGUAAAUUGUUUAUUUAGAAUCUAAUUUAUCGACCUGUUUUUAAGUACAGGUAAGUCUCGAUUAAUGUUAGUUCACAUAGUGUGAUAUUUGCAUUUAAUGCGAACAAAAAUUCAGUUAAUGCGAGGCUUGCGAGACUUCUUUCGAUCCAGACAUGGAUCGAAGCAUGCAAGUUAACAGAGCCUUGGAUAAAAUACUGCGGGUUUAUUAUCACAUAUACGAAGAUAUGAAAAAGCAAAAGAAAGUGCAAUCAACACUGUUAAAAUACUUAAAAAAAUAAUAAACAUGUUUAUGCUAUUAUAAUUAAGUAAUAUACGUAUGAAAGGUA